AGCUUCACAUCUACUACCUCAACGAUCUCUGCUCUACCUCACUGGAUGGCUUCGAAAUCUGUUGAUGGUGAACCUAUAGAUCUUCUAAAUAUCUUCUCAAAUUAUGAUCGCAAAAAUAUCGAUGCUAAUAUAAUAGCAGAAGCACGGAAACUAUGUUCUCAGUAUCUGAGUGGAGCGUGGAGCACUGUUGACGAUUUACAUUUCCUCAUCUCGAAAAUUAGUGGAGGCUACACAAAUCUGAUAUUCUUGUGCUCAUUGGCGCCAGAGGUCACUAGCGUAGGAACCGAGCCCAGAUCUGUUUUACUCCGAAUUCAAACACAGUCCGAUUCUUUGCAGCUGAUGAGAGAAAUUGCCAUAUUUACUGUUAUGGAUGCACAUGGAUUUGGUCCAAAACUACUGGGAAUUUUUCCGGGUGGAAGAAUAGAAGAAUUUAUUCCAAGUCGAACGCUAACUGUCAAUGAAUUUCGCGACAGUAGUGUCGUCGCUCAUCUUGCAGCUUUGACUGCAAAAGUGAACAGCAUCAAGCUGCCGUUACCGAAGGCUCCGCAGAUGGUUCCUAUGUGUCGAUCAUGGCUCGCAAAGUACGUCAACAAUGGAGGUGGACCUAUCAGUCUGGAGAAAACGGCCGUUUAUGGUGAUAUUGAGAUUUCAGUUCCCGAAGACCCUCACCGUCGAACAAUUAGAGGAAGAACUCAGUGAAAUCGAGCGGUUUCUUGACAAGCAAGAAUGUCCAUCAGUGUUUUGUCACAACGAUAUCGUGCCUGCAAAUGUUCUGUUGCGUGAGAGAGGACCUGAUGAGGGCGAUGUUAUAGAUGAAAGUAGACUUGUGCUGAUUGAUUUUGAGUUUGGCAGCUAUAAUCACAGAGCCUACGAGAUCGCGAAUAGUAUGGCGGAACAUGGAAUGACCUAUGGAACAUCGAAACACCCAUAUUACGACACGGAUAUCCGAAUAAUGCAAGAUGAAGAUUUCGCGCGAACAUACUGCACCGCCUACCUGGAUCAGCUGUACAAGGAAUUCGAGACUCCCGCUAAGCUGAAAAGCCAAUGCUUGUCAGGAGAUCGAGAAGCCGACGUUCUCAAGUUGAUAGCUGAAGGACGACGCUAUCUAGGAUUGCCGCACUUGUUCUGGGGUAUAUGGAACAUCCUUUUCGCUCAGGAGCACAAAGCGCUGGAAGGUAUGGACUACGAAGCGCAGUUCAAGGAUCGUAUAAUCAUGUAUUUCAAAUUCAAACCGAAUAUGUACAAAUACUAAACUGUAUGUAUGAGUAACUGCUGGCCAGUGAUAUUCACAUUGUAAUUUUUAUUGACCACUCAAUUUAGACGUGAUUUGUCACUUUUCUAAUUCACUUUCAUUGACCAUUCUUUAAUUUUUUUACCGUGGGUGCACUCCGCAUUUUGAUUCUCACCAAUUUCCAAUAG
Cylicocyclus nassatus is the source of this 1419-nucleotide messenger RNA. NCBI's taxonomy places the organism in Eukaryota, Metazoa, Nematoda, Chromadorea, Rhabditida, Strongylidae. The record is from the annotation of a GenBank genome assembly.